UUUAUCUGUCACCAACAUUUAUUAUUUAAAAAUAAUAAACAAGACAAUUUAUAUAUUAUUUUAUUUUUCAUUAGUUUCAGAAGUAUUAUUACAUACUUACAAUAGAUAAUCUGAAAUCUAAUUUAAAUAAAUAUAUAAAGGCUGAUAUUUUGUUGUUAUAUUUAAUUUUAUCAAAAAAAAUACAAAAAAAUAAUUAAAAUGGAAACCGGAUAUAAAAUUGAUGAUUGUCGAUGCUACGGCCCGAUUAAAAAGCCCGAUGAAGCCAAAGCUGCCCGUCCUACGCCUUGUUGUCCGUGCCCAUGUCCCGCUGAAAAAUGCAAAGUAACUUUACAAACCGUACAAAAGUUGGUCGAAGCAGAAAACAAGGAUAUUGAACUUUCUGAAGUUUUGGGCGGUAUCACGAUACUGGAUGAACGAAGACCGAAAAAGAAAAUAAUCGACAUGUACGACGCCACGUCCAAGGAAAAUCGAGAGGAAACCGAAACCAACGUAGAUCCGCAAUAUUUAGCUUAUAUAAUGAGAUCAAUCGAGAACGGACUAAGCAUGAAAACUGAUCCGAUCCAAGUGUACGAACACCUGUUUGCCAAAGGAAAUGUCGAGGCUCCUCUCGUAGGAAUCGGUCCAACAGCAGCCAUAUCAACCGAAGAUAUGGUCGUACCUCAUACACCUCCGACCGUCAUAAACGUAAAGGAUCCGGAAAUGGAACUAGGCUCACGCCUGGACACUAUUAUUCCCAGGCUUAACGUGUCCUUGGCGGAAGCGACGACAAUAGAUAAUGUCGACGAUUUGCAGGUAUUACUUGGCGGGAGUUUUCCCGACAAACAGGCUUCCACGACCGAUGACCAGGAGGCGCCCCGCAGUUUGUUGUUGGAAACUCGAGAGCCCCAUCAAUCGGCGGCUGUGCUUAGGGGGUCUACGCCUCCCACUUGGUUCCCGGGCUACAACGUGGCUCUGCCGAACACCGCUCACCCGGGUUUGGAAACCGAUCCAGAGUCCGUUUUGGACGAAGCUUGGUUUCACAGUCAGCCUCUGUCAUUAAAAUUAGAAGAUAAAGGCGCCAAGCUCAUUGGGUCUUAGACAAAAAUGAAAAUUCUACAAUAAAUGUUAAACAGAAGCGUUGUACAUAAAUAUAUUUUUAAUAAAAUAUACUAAGAAAUAUCAACUAAACUCGCAUAUUCAAUAAUAACCAGAUAUCACUUGAUAUCUGACCGGAGGGCCCUGU
This is a messenger RNA of Acyrthosiphon pisum (pea aphid), 1222 nucleotides long. RefSeq lists its product as uncharacterized. The transcript is spliced from 4 exons. The record is from RefSeq and is a predicted model, not a curated record. Lineage: Eukaryota; Metazoa; Arthropoda; Insecta; Hemiptera; Aphididae. The coding region runs from base 199 to 1077 and encodes 292 amino acids.